UUUUCACACUUCAAGGCUUCUACAUUUUGGUCUAGAUUGUGUUCACAAAGUCUGACAUAACUCUUUAGCAUGUUCACGAAGUUCUAACCUAAUUCAGAACUCUUUAACGUGACAAAUCGAACUCUUUAAAGUAGCAAUCAAGAACACUUUCAAUUUUUAUUAAGAGAAGAAGUUCAAGAGAUGAGCUGGUGGUGGGCCGGAGCUAUUGGCGCUGCACGGAAAAGGUUUGGAGAAGAAGAUGACGCGCCGCCCAAGCACCAGAGCGUGGCUCUAAUCUUCGGCGUCACCGGGAUCGUCGGCAACAGCCUCGCCGAGAUCCUCCCUCUCGCCGACACGCCCGGCGGCCCAUGGAAGGUUUACGGCGUCGCUCGCCGGCCAAGACCCGCCUGGAACGCCGACCACCCAAUCCAGUAUAUCCAGUGCGAUAUUUCCGCCGAGAAAGACGCCCAAUCCAAGCUGUCAGUCCUGACAGAUGUCACGCACGUGUUCUACGUCACGUGGGCGAACCGAUCAUCGGAGCUGGAAAACUGCGAAGCCAACGGGAAAAUGUUCAGGAAUGUCCUAAACGCCGUCGUCCCCAAUUGCCCGGAUUUGAAGCACAUAUGCCUGCAAACGGGCCGGAAACACUAUCUCGGCCCAUUCGAAUUGUACGGAAAAGUCGCGCACGAUCCGCCGUAUCACGAGGAUUUGCCGCGACUAGACGCGCCCAAUUUCUACUACACUCUCGAGGAUAUUCUUUUAGAGCGAGCGGAAAAGACGGAGGGAUUAACGUGGUCCGUACACCGGCCGGGGACAAUCCACGGCUUUUCUCCGUACAGCAUGAUGAACAUCGUCGGAACUCUGUGCGUCUACGCCGCGAUCUGCAAGCACGAAGGGGCCCCACUGAGAUUCCCCGGCGUUAAAGCAGCGUGGGAAGAAUACUCAGAUUGCUCCGAUGCGGAUUUGAUUGCAGAGCACGAGAUCUGGGCGGCGGUGGACCCAUACGCCAAGAACGAAGCUUUCAACGUCAGCAAUGGCGACGUGUACAAAUGGAAGCAUUUGUGGAAGAUUUUGGCGGAGAAGUUUGAGGUGGAAGAUGGGGGAUUUGAAGAAGGGGAGAGGAUUACUCUGCAGGAGAUUAUGAAGGAGAAAGGGCGUGUUUGGGAUGAGAUUGUGGAGAAAAACAACCUGCAAGCUACGAAAUUGGAGGAUGUUGGAGUAUGGUGGUUUGUGGAUCUUAUCUUGAGUGGAGGUUGUCCCCUGGAUACUAUGAACAAGAGCAAAGAACAUGGGUUUCUGGGAUUUAGGAACUCCAAGAAAGCCUUCAUUUCAUGGAUUGAUAAGGUGAAAGCUCACAAGAUCGUUCCUUAGUUUUGUGACUUUGUCUGUGUGUGUAUGUGUACCAUGUUAGUGUUAAAAAUGUCAUCUUUCUCUCUGUAAUGUAUUUGAAGUAAUGGGAAUAAUAAUACAUUAAUGGAGUCUUAUAUAUCUAGUUGUAGUGGUAAAUAAAAACCGUAUCUCAAAUACAUAAAGCUUGAACCUUUUGGGUUCGUCCA
Ipomoea triloba (trilobed morning glory) is the source of this 1535-nucleotide messenger RNA. RefSeq names its product 3-oxo-Delta(4,5)-steroid 5-beta-reductase-like. Bases 181 to 1350 code for a protein of 389 amino acids. The transcript has 2 exons. The record is from RefSeq and is a predicted model, not a curated record. Lineage: Eukaryota; Viridiplantae; Streptophyta; Magnoliopsida; Solanales; Convolvulaceae.